Molecule: messenger RNA, 1602 nt
Organism: Candidula unifasciata
Lineage: Eukaryota; Metazoa; Mollusca; Gastropoda; Stylommatophora; Geomitridae
Source: the annotation of a GenBank genome assembly
AUGCAUUUCUGGAUGUUUGUGGUCAUUGUCAUCGGUUCCAUCCAGACAGACAUGGCUAUUCAAUGGAGCAAAAUCAACUUACGGCCAUCUCACAUGCCCUUUUUCUUUACCAACAAUCCAGAACUACGUGCAAUGUGUGAACACGACGUUACUUGUCCAUUUAAGGAUGUUCUCAACUUAACACGAUGUUGGGGGUAUGAAAGUACCUGUCCCACAUCUGAUCGUCUCAUUAACCCAGACUGUUCUGGUGAUAGCCGAUACUGGGCUCAAAAUAAAAGUGAGCAGCUUGAGAAAUUCUGGUCAACUGCUGAUUUUGGUAUGGUAUUGGAAAGGCGUAGAGAAAUGAAAACUUUAUGUGAACCUCUUCAGCAGGGUGAUUCUAGCCUUGAAUGCUGUCGCUAUUUGAGGUAUUGUAGAGCACGCAACAUAUACAUUGAUUUCAGCUCAGCAGAUAUCAUUCACGGAAUAGACAGAAAUCGUUAUCGAGAGGACAUUUUGGGUCCUAACCAAAUUGGAGGUCACUGUCAGCUUGAUGUGAAUGCUCUCAAAGCGGAAGGAGAACAUAAGAGUCCACUACAAUCUUGGUUUGCAGAGUUUGAGCAUUUCACGUCUUUGAACUUUUUUCCCUCCAAAGGAGAAGGGUGUGAUAUUGUUUUUGAUAAGCCAACAUAUUUGAUAAAACUUGAUGCCGGCAUCAACAUGUACCACCACUUCUGUGAUUUUGUCAACCUUUAUGCAUCACAGCACAUCAACAACUCAUUUGACACUGACGUCAACAUCAUUAUGUGGGACACAAGCCCAAUGCCAUAUGGUGACUUUUUCAGCCUGACCUGGAAAGUGUUCACAGACCGUCCUGUUAUACCUUUGAGCGAUUUAGAUGGAAAAAAGAUCUGUAUCAACGAUGCUGUAUUCCCCCUUUUAGCAAGGAUGCGAUUUGGCCUUUAUUACAACAUGCCAUUGAUGCCAGGAUGUGUUGGUAGCAGCCUCAUCAAGGCAUUUUCAGAACAUGUUUUGUAUCGACUUGGUGUCCGACAAAGUGGCCCAUUGAGAGACCAAAUUCGCAUUACCCUUCUUGUUCGAGGUACAAAGUACAGAAAUAUUUUGAAUAAAGCAGAGCUGACCUCUGCUAUGAAAACCGAUGGAGAGUUUGAAGUCACAGUUAUUGAUUUCAACAAAGAUGUGCCUUUCUUAAAUCAAAUACAGAUAUCUCACAACAGUGACAUCUUUAUCGGGAUACAUGGCUCAGGACUGACUCACAUGCUUUUCCAGCCAGACUGGGCAGUUGUUAUGGAGCUUUACAACUGUGAGGACCCUGGCUGUUAUUCAGACUUGGCUCGACUGAGGGGAAUUCGCUACAUGACUUGGGAAAAGAAAGACAAGCUGAUUCAGGAAGAUGAGGGUCAUCAUCCAACGAUGGGAGCUCAUGCCAAAUUCACAAACUACGCAUUCGAUGUCAAUGAAUUUAUGAGGCUGAUUUACAAGGCAGCGGAUCAUGUUCGAAGUCACCCAGAAUUCCAGAGAGCUCGUGAAGAGAAAUAUGGCAGUGUUGAAGAUGCCAAUAGUGAACAAGAAACUGCAAACAUAGAUAGGUCUGAACUAUAA